AUGCCUCGAUAUCUAAUAUAUUCGUCCAAGUUCCAUACCAUCGCCAAUUUUAACUUCUUUAUCAACAAUACGAGAAAGUCGCUAAUAUUGGACCAUAACUUUCUCAACAACCAAUUUCUUAUCCGAAAGAUUUAUACACCAAGGGCUAAAGAAAACAAUUAUGGCGCCAAUACACACAGUGACUUGCGGUCAGGGUACCAGUCGGUAAUGGGUAAUGUAGCUUCAAAGGUUUUGACUUGCCAGGAACCUGAGGCCAAGCUGUCGCAAAGCCUAGAGCAUCACUCGGAGGUUACACCAAUAGCACCAACAACAAAAUCAACAAGCACUACUUUUACUACUACUACUUAUAACAACAAUAACAACAAUAACAAUAGCAAUAAUAAUUAUAAUAAUAAUACUGACAACAAUACUAUCAAUCCAUGUGCAAGUUCAACUACCAGCACUAUACCUUUCAAUGUGGUGCCUCGAAGCGCGAGACUUUCCCCAACCAAUAAACCAGUAUCGCUUUUGGAUACAAGAUCUGACUUCAAGUCAGCGCUUGGAGCGUACGUAAAGUUAACAAAACCGAACUUGACAGUCUUGGUGACAUUGAGCUGCGUAUGUUCCUAUGCCAUCUCGCCAUUGAGUGUCUCGAUUGCUGAGCUAUUCUUUUUGGCUUCAGGAACAGCCUUAUGUUCUGGUGCUGCCAAUGCGAUAAAUAUGGGACGGGAACCAGAGUUUGAUAAACAGAUGCCACGAACUGUGGGCAGGCCAGUUGUUCGGGGACUCAUUACCCCAAAUCAGGCGUAUUCGUUUGCUGCCUUGGUGGGAAGUGUAGGGUGUACCAUGUUAUGGUUUGGUGUUAACCCAGUGGUAUCAAUGCUAGGGUUUUUCAACAUUGUAUUGUAUGCUUGGAUCUAUACACUGAUGAAAAGAAAAUCUAUUUUGAACACAUGGGUGGGUGCUAUAGUCGGUGCUAUUCCACCUCUUAUGGGCUGGGCAGCAUCUUCAUCAUUGGCGCACCCUGGGGCAUGGUGCUUGGCUGGCCUCUUGUAUGCAUGGCAAUUUCCGCAUUUCAACGCACUUUCUCAUGGCAUUGCUCAACAAUAUAAGCAAGCAGGAUAUGUUAUGACUGCUGCUGAGAACCCUAAAUUGAAUGCUCGAGUCGCCCUUAGGUAUUCUAUUUUGAUGUUCCCACUUUGCUUCGGCUUGAGCUAUUUUGGAGUUACUGAUUGGGUAUUCCCGUUUGACUCUGCUUUGGCUAAUGGAUGGCUAGCAUAUUGGUCAUUUAAGUUUUGGCAGCAACAACAACGCAAUUAUUCGAGUGGUUCCAAAAAAGGUCCCACAUCCGAAGGAUUGGCGCUCGCCGGUACCCACGCAAAGAAGUUGUUCUGGUGUUCUGUGUGGCACCUUCCCGCGGUUCUUAUUUUGGCAAUGUUACAUAAAAAGGAUCAAUGGAACAGAUUAUCUGACUAUAUAGGUUUACGACUAGGGAAGACAAGUUCAGCAAUGAGUCCGUAG
Lodderomyces elongisporus is the source of this 1500-nucleotide messenger RNA. RefSeq names its product protoheme IX farnesyltransferase (gene COX10). Lineage: Eukaryota; Fungi; Ascomycota; Pichiomycetes; Serinales; Debaryomycetaceae. Bases 1 to 1500 code for a protein of 499 amino acids. Gene Ontology annotation, cellular component: mitochondrial membrane; mitochondrion. Gene Ontology annotation, biological process: heme A biosynthetic process. The record is from RefSeq and is a predicted model, not a curated record. Gene Ontology annotation, molecular function: protoheme IX farnesyltransferase activity. The transcript has a single exon.